Molecule: messenger RNA, 795 nt
Organism: Saprolegnia parasitica CBS 223.65
Lineage: Eukaryota; Oomycota; Saprolegniomycetes; Saprolegniales; Saprolegniaceae
Exons: 2
Coding region: 1-795 (264 amino acids)
Source: RefSeq, a predicted model, not a curated record
AUGAUGCUCUCGGACAUCCUUGGCGACUCUGGCCGCGCCGCCCCCCGCAAGGCGCCCGUGCACCUCGACAUCGAUGCCCCGUACCCGUCCUGGUCGACGCCGUCGCCGUCGUCCUCUGUUAUCUCUACCGGCACGACCGAAGACUCGAGUUCCGGCGAUGAAUUCGUGCACCAGCGCCGUUUUGCACCCACGACGGCCGCCAAGGCAGCGACGAAGAAGACCAAGACGCGCACCAAGGCCGACGAGCAGUCCAACAAGGAAUUCCGCCGCGAGUACAAGAAGGAGUGGUACGAGAAGAACCGCGAGAAGGCGCUCGCCAAGAUGAAAGAAUACUACGAGCGCCGAAAGCAAGCCGGCACGCUCCAUCGCCGCUCCAACAAGAAGAAGCCGCGCCGAGCGUCGAACGAGCCGAUGACGAUGUCGCCGAACGCGCACUGCGUGCCCGUGAUGCCACGCCAGUCGACGAUGCCAGCUCUAUUUAUCCACGAAGAUCCCCGGACGACACAGUACUCGUCGCCACCCGUCUCGGCGCUCCGCCCGCCGUCGCGGUUCGGCGUGUAUGACCACGCGCCGCAGUUCACGCCCAUGCCCCACCACCACUACCACCAGCACCACCACGACACUCGUGCGUUCGAGUAUACGCCUUACCACCCCCAGCAGCCCCAGGCGCUCCACCACCACCACCACCAUCCUAUGCACCAACAGCAUCAACACCAGCAGCAACAUCAACAACAACAACCUCCGCAGUCCGACAGUCACUUGAACCUGUUAUGCCACGUCGCGCUCAUGGACUAG